This is a messenger RNA of Echinococcus granulosus, 792 nucleotides long. RefSeq lists its product as hypothetical. The transcript has 8 exons. The record is from RefSeq and is a predicted model, not a curated record. NCBI's taxonomy places the organism in Eukaryota, Metazoa, Platyhelminthes, Cestoda, Cyclophyllidea, Taeniidae. The coding region runs from base 1 to 792 and encodes 263 amino acids.
AUGUCGAAUUUCAAAGGAAGUUUGCAUUCACUUAUUCGCUUUUCCUUAAAGCUUGAUUUGUAUAUUCACAGUCGCAUCCUAUCGCUAUUUUUGUUGGUAUCACUUUGUGACCACUGUUUUAUUCUUUUCACUCGAAAAACACCCUCAAAUAUUGGCCUUGAUAUCAGAAAUAAACUUCAUGAUCUCAUUUACGAAUUUCUUGAGAAAAUUAAACAAAGAGAAAGUCAUAACCUGCAUCUACCUUUUGGUGUUCUGAACCAGCUUUUAUUUCAAAGAGCCUGGAUGCAGAAAAAAAUAAAAAAACUAAACAAAGAAACAAAAUUUGAGGAGAUAAGGAGAAAUAAUUUGUCAAAACUGUUAAAAGCAAAUCCUGUCAUGAAGCAAAACGCCUCAAUCACUAAUUUGGGAUUUUUCAAAGAAAAAGAUCGGUUUUUUAGUAAAAAGCUUCAAUUAUGGGGUCUGGAGAUUGAAAUGCAUCAAGGAUCAUCCAAUUUUCACAUCUCUCAUAAAGAUUUAGCUUGGUACCUACCAGUGAUGGGGGUUUUUUGGAAAAAAGAGGUAACAAAGCUGGGAACUUGUCUAAAAGCAUCGCCGACAAAGCAGAAAUUUGAUUCAACUUUAAAUCUUCUAGGAUUCAGUGAAGAGGUAAAUAUGAGCUAUUUAAGAUUAAGAAGUUGUUCUGAAGAUUUAUCAAAAAGGAUACAAAAUGCAAAAAGACCUAAAGUCAAUGAAAUAGAAAAGAAAAUUCUACAGACUUCAAAAAACCAAGUCAACCCAAAAAUUAGUCAAUAA